UGUUUAAGGUCAUUUUCGCGCGCUAUUUAAGCUUAUCUAUAGUUUAUGCAUUAUAAACUUAUCGUUUAUUAUUCUAAUACCUAACAUAAUCGAUUGUAAAUUAUAAUCCAUGUUGUUUAAUAUCAUUCAACUUGAUUUUGUAAAAUUUUGUACAUUGCUUGUCUUCAUUUUUACGUUUGAUUUAAUGAAUAUGCAUGUCAUUGUAUGAUCUUUAUAAACAAUGUAAUUGAUUUGUUGUUAGGUUUUCAAAAUGAACAAUUAUUCUAAGGAUAGGAUUAAAGCGAUGAUCGCUAAAGAUGCAGAAGAUCUUUUUAAUCGUUGCGAAGAAGUUAAAAAGUCUAUAAGGGAUAACGCAGAUGAAAUUUUAAAUUAUCUUCAAGCUUUGGUAGCUCAAAUAUCACAAUCAUCGUCUGUCCCUAUUAUAGCGAAAACUCCUAAGUUAGUUACAAGAAAAGGAGUUCAACGUAUUGAAACAAUACCGGAAAAUAAUAUAUUAGAUAUUACGGAGAGAGUACUUUCCAUUGAUAAAGAUGAUAAACCGAAGAAUGAAAUUAAUUUAGAAGAAACUAUUGGUAUUAGGAAAAAGAGGCACGCUUCCAAGGCUGCUGCAGAUAAUAUAAGAAAACAACAAUCUAUGUCAGUGACACAAAAAUUACGAAGACCUAUCGAAAGCUUUCAAUCCAACAACAAUACGAAUAAGGUAGUUUCCGAGAAUCGAAUCAAAAGGACUAAAUCUUCGAGAAGUUCCGACGAAGAUGAAGAUAAAAGACCGUCGAAACACACUAAAACCGAAAAUCGGAAAACAAAUAGUAACGAUCAUCAGAAAGAUAUCAAUAAUGAGGAUAACAAGAUGCAAAUUAGCGCCGAAGAAGACAAAUCUGUUAAAGUUAAUGAUUGUACCUACAGUUUAGAAAAUCGAAGAUCGAGCGGAAGAAAAAUUGCGAGGGAUAAUCAAAAAGGAAAUAAUAAUAAAAGUAAUGAGGUCAAUGAAACACCUCCUGCUCGUAUUACAGAUGAUAUUGAUGAACCAUCAAUGUAUGAAGAUGCGUUACCAAAGCAUCCUCCAAUAAUGAAUUCAACGAUGAAAGUUAGUCCCAAUUUAAUAAAUAAAAUAAUGAACGCGACAGUAGUUUUAGAACCUUUACCAAGGCAAUUACUAUUAAACGAGACAGUAACGAUAAAGAAAAAUUCAGUUAAUUUUAUUAGUAAUGAGAAUAAUAAUAAACAACAAAAUAUCGAACGAAAUGAUAAUAUUACAAGCGACAAUAAUAAAUUAAAUGAUUGUGAUUCGUCCGAUACUAAGAGUCAAUCUAAGAAAGAACAAAAGGAUAAAAUUCAACAAUUGAAAGAAGCGAUGGCGAAUAAAGAAUUCGACGAAUUAAUAACGGAUGAUGAAUCUUCACCGGAAUUAAAGAAAGUACGAGGAAAGGUAAAACAUGCGAAAGUAAAUAAUGCUAAGAAACAAAAUCAAAUGAUGUUGCAAUCUCCUUCAACGAGCGACGAAGAAGUUCUUAAUACGCCAGUAAAACUUAUUCCGAAAGAAAAUGCUACUUUAAAGGAUAUUAAAAGUGCAUACAGGCCUAAUGCUCUAUUCAGUCCUUAUGCCAAGGAAUCUGUUAAAAAACGAGUAGAAGCAUUUGAACAAGUUUGCAUGAGUAGUCCCAAAUUAAAUGACGUUGAUGCGCCUACUAGAGUAACCAGAACGAAAACACGUGCAAUGGCUGCUGCAGAAGCUGAUAAAAAUGUUGCACAAAAAUUAGCUCGUAAAUCGCUUGCCAAGGCGAAAAGAAUUUCUCUGGCUAAACAAGUUAAGGAAGAAGAAGAAAUUAAGGAAAAUAAAUAUAACACAGGAAACAAACACCAAUUAUUAUUCCAGAACGAGAAAACUAAUUCAAAAAUAAGGCAAAGAAUAACUCCUCUUAGUAAACCUAAAAUACAGUUACCGAUGUCCGUUAAUCGUAUUGCACAAACUCCAGUCAACAAUUUUAUACUUCCAAACAGUACGAAAGCUUUAACCGGCUCGCGUACAAAUAUUUUAACAUCAAUGGAUUCAUUUAUUCCUGUAUUAAAAACAACUAACAAACGAAAUUCUAUAGACAAAUUAGAGGAAAUUAAACGGAAACAAGCUAAUGAUGAAAAUGCAAGGAGAAAAAGAGAGGAAGCUUUGAGAUUGCAGACAGAAGAAAAAAAGAGGAAAAGACAGGAGAAGGAAUUGAAAAAUAGAUUGGCACGAGAAGCUAAAGAGAAGCAAGAAUUGGAAAAACGUCAGAGGGCGGAACGAGAGAAGGAAGAGAAAGCAAAAUUGGCACAACAGUUGCAAGAAAAACAACGGGAAGAAAUGGAAAAGAAACGACUCGCACAAUUGCAAAGAGCACAGGAAAAAGAAGAGAAGAAAAAGUUAGAAGAACAAUUGAGAUUACAACGAUUAAUCGAACAAGAAGAAGCUGAACGUUUACUUGUUGAGCAAAGACGUAGGGAACAGGAAGCUGAAAAACGAAGAGAAGCUGAAGCAAGAGCUCAACAACAAGCUGCUUUAGAUGCAAUGAGAUUGAAAACACAAAUGCUUCAAGCGCAAGCAAAAAAUAAACAAGUAGCUGCUAAUAAAAAUCCGGGUCCAGUAAAUUACGUUCUUGAUAGUGAACCCGAUGAUGAUGACUCAGAUGAUGAAAACAAACCAAAACAUGUAAUUCCUCAUUGGGCACAACCAAAUGUAAGAAAAGCACAAUUAGCGAUGCAGCGAUAUAUACCGGAUAUAGCAAUUUAUAAAUUCUUCGAUACUCGGAAGUGUACACCAGAUUUAACGGAAUUAUUUAUUGGCAUUGAUAGAAAAAAAUUAAAACGUACAUCUAGUGCAAUCUGGAAGACACCGCCACGUUAUUCCAUGAUGGAAGCUGAAUAAUUUGUCUACUUUCAAUUGAAAAUUGAUAUGUAAUCACAAAAGCUCUAUUAAUAUUAUUAAUAAGCA
Molecule: messenger RNA, 2965 nt
Organism: Polistes canadensis
Lineage: Eukaryota; Metazoa; Arthropoda; Insecta; Hymenoptera; Vespidae
Gene: Incenp
Product: inner centromere protein A-like
Exons: 8
Coding region: 251-2899 (882 amino acids)
Source: RefSeq, a predicted model, not a curated record